Molecule: messenger RNA, 17830 nt
Organism: Pelobates cultripes (western spadefoot toad)
Lineage: Eukaryota; Metazoa; Chordata; Amphibia; Anura; Pelobatidae
Source: the annotation of a GenBank genome assembly
CGUGACGCAGAGUGCACCCGGAAGUGGUGUCAGAGUGCCACAGUGUGUGAAGGCAGGAUGGCUGUGAGCUCCGUUGGGCGUGCUGCCAUGGUGACGGGCCCCCGGCAAUCACACUAGACAUGGCUUUCUUCAGGGCCGGCCAGCCCCAGCUCAUCCGCAGCUGCCAGAAGGAUGAGCAGUUCCAGGGCUGCCUGCGGGGCCCGGCCCAUGAGGCCUGCCAGGCGUUUGCAGGUAACAAGCUGCCCUCUGCCUAGAUAGGGCGGCCACAGCUCCUGCAGGACUACAACUCCCAUGGUGCUCUGCCCGGGUUAACACCAGCUAAGUGUCCUGGGAGUUGCAGUCCUGAAGCAGCUGGGGGGGGGGACAGACUGGCUGAGCAUAGUGAGCCUUGUACUCCAUAUGCAGAGCCAUGGGCAGUGAUGGCCAGCUUUCAUGGGUUAACAGACACUGUGUUUCCAAGUCCUGGAGGGUUUAGGAUUCUUAAAUCAAUGCAGCUUCUUUUGGUAUCUUUCUUUUGAUUAUUGAAUUAUAUACAUUAUAAAUACUACAAACCAGUGCCUUUAAUGCACUGUCCUAUAAUAUUUUACAUUGAUAAAUGUCUACAAAAACAUGGGUGUUAUGGGCAAAUGCAAAUAUUACAAAUUUUAUAAUGAAAAUAUAAAAUUAUAGCUCAGAUAUCUGUAUAGUUAGCACUGCUAAGUUCUAUGCUUUAAGACUUUAUAGUGGUAAAUAAGGGAACCAGCCGCGGUUACAUGGGCAUCCAGUAACCCUAGCUGUUCCCCUUAGUCAAGCCAUAUUAUUAUUAUUAUUAUUAUUAUUAUUAUUUAUAUAGUGCCAACUAAUUCCGUUGCGCUGUACAAUGGGUGGACUAACAGACACAUAAUUGAGAUCAGACCACUGGACGUACAGGAACAGAGGGGGUUGAGGGCCCUGCUCGAUGAGCUCACAUAGAGGGAGUGGGGUAUGGUGACACAAAGGGUUAAAGUAGGGGAAUUAAAUAGUUUGUUAGAGAAGGGUUUGUGAGUGCUUGGUAGGUCAUUUUUGACAGGUGCAGGAAAGGAGUCAUGGGAUGGGGGAUGAGAAACCUGCUGACAGUUUAAUUGAUACGCUUUAAUGAAGGAGUGAGUUUUCAAAGAUUUUUUUGAAGGAGUGGAGGCUGGGUGAAAGUCUGAUUGAGGAGGGAAGGGAGUUCCACAGAAUAGGUGCAGCCCUGGAGAAGUCUUGAAGGCGAGCGUCAGAGGUGGGGUCCGGGCAGAGGAUAGGCAGAUGUCUUGGGCUUAGCGCAGGGGUCUCGAAGGGACAUACUUGUGUAUGAGGGAGGAUAAGUAUGUUGGAGCAGCAUUAUGUAGGGAUUUGUAAGCAAGCGCCAGAAUUUUGAAUUGAGCCCUAAAUCUAACUGGAAGCCAAUGCAGGGACUGACAGAGCGGGGAGGCGUUGGAGGUGCGACCGGACAGGAAAAUAAGCCUCGCCGCCGCAUUCAUUAUAGAUUGCAGCGGUGCAAACUGGGAACAUGUAAGACCGGUGAGAAGGGAAUUGCAAUAGUCAAGGCGAGAGAGAACAGCAGCAUGAACCAGUACCUUAACUGCGUCCGGCGUUGGAUAUAGGCGGAUGUGAUCUAUGUUCUUGAGUUGGAAGGACAGGAUUUGGCUAUUGAUUGGACAUGAGGAGUAAAAGAGAGGUCAGAAUCAAAAAGAACCCCUACGCAGCGAGCCUGCGAGGUAGAGGUGAUUGGAGCGCUGUUGACUUGGAUGGAGACACACGGGAGUAAUAGCACUUGAGGGAGGAAAAUCUAGAAGUUCUGUUUUGGACAGGUUGAGUUUAAGGAAGUGAGCAGCCAUCCAGUUGGAAAUAGCAGAGAGGCAGUCCGAAACACGAGUCAAGGUGGGCGGAGAGAGAUCAGGGGAGGACAGGUAGAUUUGCGUGUCAUCUGCAUAUAAAUGAUAUUGGAAGCCAAAAGAGCUGAUGGGUUUACCAUGGGAGGCAGUAUAGAUAGAGAACAGUAGGGGGCCAAGGACAGAACCUUGGGGGACGCCGACCGAGAGGGGUUGGGGAGAAGAGGCAGAGCCAGAGAAAGAAACACUGAAAGAGCACUGGGAGAGGUAGGAGGAGCACCAGGAGAGAGCAGUAUCUCGUGGACCAAAGUUACGGAGAAUGAGAAGAAGCUGUUGGUGAUCAACAGUGUCAAAGGCGGCAGAAAGAUCAAGGAGGAUUAGGAUAGAGUAUUAGCCGUGAGAUUUAGCAACAAUAAAUCGUUGGAUACUUUGGUCACAGCAGUUUCGACAGAGUGACCAGCGUGGAAUCCAGACUGAAGGGGGUCAAGCAGAGAGUUGGAUUCGAGAAAGUCUGUCAAUCUGGCGUACACAACUCUCUUGAGGAUCUUGGAGGCAAAUGGCAGUAGCGAGAUGGGGAGUUGGGAUCAAGGUUGGGCAUUUUAAGAAUCAGGGUUACGGUUGCAUGUUUGAAGGGUCAGGGAAAUGUGCCAGAGGAAAGGGAGAGAUUGAAAAUGUUAGCGAGAGGGAGAGAAAGUGCGCAUGAGAUGCGAGGGAAUAGGAUCGAGGGAACAGGUGGUGGGGUGGGAGGACAGGAGCAGAGCAGAAACCUCUUGUGCUGUAGCAGAUGCAAAUGAGCAUAGGAUGGCAGGGGGAGUGGGGUUGGGUGAUGUAUUGUUAGGGGUAGGAGAGAGAUUAGAGAUCUCUUUCCUGAUUGUAGAGAUCUUCUCAGUGAAAUUAGAUGCAAAGUUUGUGGCAGAUAAGGUGGUGGAAGGAGGGGGAGUCACAGGGCAAAGAAGAGCAUCAAAAGUGUGAAACAGAUGUUUGGGUUGAUGGGACAGUGUGCUUAUGAGGGUAUUGAAGUAGUUUACUUUUGCAAAGGAAAGAGCCAUGCUGUAGGAGCGCAGCAUAAAUUUAUAGUGGACAAAGUCAGAUGCAAAGUGAGACUUUCUUCAGCAGUUCUGGAAGUGAGGUUGCAAAGUUAGGGCAGUUGAGAUGGGUAAAAGGCAUGUUUGGAGUUUGGUGGAGAAGUGCUGGAGAUCAAGGGAGUUGAGGUUUCUGCGAGGUUGGAGAGUUGAUGGUGGUGAAAUUAUGGUAUGGGGUAUGCAGAUGGUGGCCAGACAAAGGAAAUGGAACAGUGGAGAGAUCAAAGGUGGUACAGAGAUUGGUGCAGAUGAGGUCAAGAGUGUUUCCUGCAGUAUGAGUUGCUGAGGUAGAAAUCUGUGUGAGUCCAAAGGAGGAGGUUACAGAGAGCAGACGAGAGGCAUCAAGGCAGUUGAGCUUGUUGAUCGGGAUAUUGAAGUCCCCAAGUAUGAGGGAUGGAGUGCUAGAGGAAGGAAAGUGGGGUUUACCAGGAGGAAAAGUGUUCAAUAAAUAGUUUAGGGUGACUGGGGGGGCGGUAGAUGAUGGCAAUUCUUAAAGGAGUGGGCUUAAAAAUGCGUACAGUGUGAACUUCAAAGGAAGUAAAGGAUAGGGCAGGGAGGAUAGGUUGAAAGUUACAUUGAGGGGAGAGAAGGAUGCCUACACCACCUCCUUUACAGUCGAGUCUAGGAGUAUGGGAAAAGUCCACAGCAUCUAGAAUCUAGUCAUUGCUUGGUCUUGUAACCGUGCCAUCAAGGCUAGCAUUACUGUUUGUUCCUUUACAUCAUUUAUAUAUUACCUAGUUCUACACCUAACCUGUAGUAACCUCUUAUCAUCAAAAUUCCUUUUAAGGCUUUUUUGAGAUCUUCAAUUAAUUCCUGAGAUGACAGAGCUUCUAAUGAAUGGCACACUCUACAAUAGAUAUUGGAAAGAUUUAAGUACCAAAUAAUGUUUAAUGGGUAUGAAUAUAUGUAAAAUACGUUUUAAAUAAAUGUGAAUAAUGAGACUUUACUAAGUACACAAAGGCCUCAUGAGAAUUCUUUGCCUGUAUGCAGUUAUCCUUUUUGAAUAGACUUUGCUCUGGUGCAAUGUCCCAUUUUGCAACAUCGGUAUAAAGCACAAGUCUCAAAGUGCUCUCCCACAGCUCUGUCUUUUAAUUGUCCAAUAACCCUUCCUAGGUAAAAGGUAAUAUCAAUAAAACUUCCUUUCCAAAAAUCAAGUUAUAUUAAUAUUGUAGUUUUUUUAUUUAUUUCAGUUGUAGAUGGAUAUUCAUGGAUUGUGCAAUUUUGCGAUUUUCUUAAGUUACAGAUUAAGAAACAACCAUUCAGAAAUUGUGAUCAUCAUAGAAAAUUAUAAUCAGAUAUGUUAUGAGUGGCAGGAUAACUUAAAUUCAAAAAUAAGUUUGCCAAGUUUUAGUGAUACUCAAUGAUCUCUUAGAAUCAGGAGCUGGUCUAGUUUCACAUAUAAGAUAGUAUAGCAUUUGUCUCUUUAAAUUUAAGUUAUCACUUUGGGUUUUGAAUAACUUGAUUCUGCGAGCUGUUCUGAUUCUAAAGUAAUUUGAUAGAUCGGCUCUGCUGUUCUAACGCAACUCUUAUAAUAAGGAAGAUUUGUCUAACCACGAGCCAGUGGAGUAUUGGGAAAGUUAUAUUUCAGUACUAGCUGAAUAGCUACUUGUCAUCUACAUUUUUUUUGUUUGAACAAGGAUGUUGUGUCCAAUUUUACGGUUUGAUUACUGUUUGCAGAAUUUUAUCAGUCCAACAUCUGGAAAACAAAUUAUGGACAUACUUGGCUUGUGCUUUCAUAAAUGUUUACAUUUUAUAAUUAGAUAUGUCUGCCUAGCUUUUGUUAUUAUUUUUUCAUUUUUAUAUCAGGUGCUAAAAAGUGGCUGCAGUGGAGAAAAGAAAUCGAACUGCUGUGUGACGUUGCUUAUUAUACCAUAACAACCUUUUCAGGUAUGUUAACAGAUCAGUGUUAUUCCCUACAGUGUGUUUAAGAUGUAGAGGUUGUGAUUGGGAUACCACGGAAGAAAGUCAACACGUUUAUUUCCUGUUUGAUAGGGUCAAUAACUAACUUGGAAAAUGUUUACAAUUCCAUUAUUUUGCCCUAAAUUUUGAAAUUCGCUUUGAAUUUCUGGCAAUUCUCACUCCAAUGAAUAACCCUAAUAAGAAGACGGCUGUGAACACAUAUCUGGGUUCCCCAUGCCCCUUUUUCAGGUAUCAUUGAAAUGGAAUUUCCUACUUUCACCUUGGUGAUAUAAAUUCUGACCGUCUUUGAUGUUCUCAGCCACAACACUCUGAAGAACGUCUGCCAUUACUCUUUCUGAAGCAGUGUGUCAUAUGGAUCCAGUUUGCUUCACUACUAAACAAUUCCUGACAACUAUCUUUCUCUUAACGGUUCUUCAACAUGUUGGGUAACAAUGAAAGCCAAGGUUGGUAAUAGAUGUCCUCCGUGAAAGGUCAGUCAGAUUUGCUAUCUCUAUAGGAAGUCCAAAUUGAAGAAAGAAGCCUACAAAUUCUUUUGAUCAGGCCAGCUUUCCAUAUAAACAAGUCUUAGACCUGGGGGAGGGGAAAUUACAUUGUCUAAGCGACUUACUGUUUUGGGUUAAGCUAAGAAGUAUGACUAUCGUUUUCAUCAAACCGGAUAUGGCUUGCUUUAGAAUUUUUUUUUUUAAGUGUCAAAUAUUUGAAUAAAGAAAAGGCAAAUAACUCAUGGCCUUUGGUGACUUGGUGGUUAAUUUAAAGGGCUACUUUAACCAACUAUUAUAAUGUUAUAUAAUAUUUUGGCCUGAAUUUUGAAUUCCUGGCAAUUCUCACUCAAAUGAAUAACCCUAAUAAGGAGACUGCUGUGAACACAGCAUUUUCAUAAAACCCUGUUUUUGGAUAGAGUAAGCCUUGCUGGCAUGACACACACCUCUCUCUUCCUCUCUCUUCCUCUCUCUUCCUCUCUCUUCCUCUCUCUUCCUCUCUCUUCCUCUCUCUUCCUCUCUCUUCCUCUCUCUUCCUCUCUCUUCCUCUCUCUUCCUCUCUCUUCCUCUCUCUUCCUCUCUCUUCCUCUCUCUUCCUCUCUCUUCCUCUCUCUUCCUCUCUCUUCCUCUCUCUUCCUCUCUCUUCCUCUCUCUUCCUUCCUCCCCGUAAAUCAAAACUUACUGUUGAACUAUCUCUGAGGCCAAGUUCUCCUUGGCUGUAACUUUGAACAUCAAAUGCUAGAAGUUCCAAAACCAUUUUUCCCCUUGUAUGUUUGAUACUGUGUUUGUUAAUUUACCUUGUAUUAGGCAGGUGACCGAGUUUCUUGCCAUUUUUCAGGUUACCAAACACUUGGUGAAGAAUAUGUUAAUAUCCUCCAAGUUGAUUCUUCAAAGAGGAAGAUUCCAUCCUUGUUUCAGAGAGCACUACUCAUCUGUUGCCAUACAUUAUUUCCUUACCUGUUGGAGAAGGAACUAGUACGCUUUGAACAUGAGCUCCAGAUUGAAAUGGAUGGAGUCCGUGUGUCACACAGUAGCCUUAGUUAUGUAUCCUAUAGGAGCUCCUGGAUUGGGAAGAAGCUUCAUCGAAAGGUUUCUGCUCUAUCAGAGCAGCAGAAAAAGACUUUGAUAAAGGCAGUCUAUGUUUUUCGUCAGAGCAUUGUCUUCCUGAGAAGGUUACACCUUGCCAUAUUCUAUUUGAAGGGCACUUUCUACCACAUUGCCAAACGCAUAGCUGGAAUUCAUUACGUAAGUGAAUCUAUAUUAUACAGUGUUAAGUCUCAGCCUCGUGAGAUGUGAAUAAGAGGCGAUUAAAAAAAGUGAUUUAACUCUUAAAUGGCAUAGAAAUGAGUAGUGAGACUUCAUGGGCAUGAUCUAUACACCAAAACUGUGUUGUUUAGCCAAUCUUGUUUUGGAGCUUAAGCAGGAAUUUUCUUUUUGAUAUUUGGUAUACAAAUGUUAUUACCCAGCUUAAUGGUAUUUAUUUUAUCAAACUUGGAAGGAUCAACGGAUCAGUAGGCCAUCUGUUUCUACUGCAAUGUGUUGAUUUAUUGAGUUUUUUGUUUUUUUUUUUGUUACUGACCUUUUACUUAUAAUUAUUAAAAAUUAAGUUUUAAACAGCAUUUGGUCAGGGCUCCUAGUGUCCUUUUUCUUUGUACUGUUUAUUAUGUAAGGAAGUAUUGGUUGAAACUUCUGAAAAAGUAUAUAGAACAGAUUGAAACUGUACAACAGAUAUUAAAAAAUAUAUAAAAAUAAAACAAAUGCUCAGCUGUCCAUGUAUGUGAUUCCCUACGGUGUAGAUACAUUUACUAGCCAGUCACUAGAGAUCAAAGAAUGUUGAUCAAAUGAUACUGCAAUCCCCCACCUCCAACAAAUACACUGAUAGACUCUUAGAUACACAAGGGCACCAGUGCAUGAACAUAAUAUCAUCAAAUUAUUAUAUUAAGUAGGAUACAUUCGAAUUGGAUCCUGAACCACAUGUGAUUUUAUAACCCACCUCAAUGGUACUCUGUUAAUAAACCUUAUGGGGGGUGGGGGGGAGUGGAAGGGAAGUUUGAGAGGGAGGGAAGGUUGAGAGACUUUACGAUAGCAUUAGGAAUAAAAAUCUGAUAUUCCUAAUGCCAUAGCCUCAAUAUCCCUAGUUAGUUUCAGGACUCUGCGUGUGCACUGCGCAUGUUCGAGUGAUGUCACAAUAUGUCUGGGUAUGAGAGCCGGGAAGUAGUAGUCCCCUCUUUCCUAUCCUGGGGGCUUGAAAGCGAAGCUUGAAGACACACUUCUAAACCUUCUAACUAUUAAAAGAAAAAGUGAUUUGGGGUCACUAAGAAAAGGGGAUGUACUGUAGGCACUAUAGCAACUUCAAUUAGAUGAAAUUGUUAUAGUGUUUAGUGUUCCUUUAAGUAGUGAUUCUCCAUUGGACUCUGACUCCUGGUCCUAUAGAUGACAAACCUUUCCAGUUAUUGGAGUAGCCCAUCCAUACUCUACUUCUUUCUGCAUCUCCUUACCCAGAUGUAUAACAAUAAAGUGAAAACGUUUGUUCUAUAGAGUACAUAUAGAUAUAAGGGUGGCCUAUGGUUAGGUGCUUGUUUCAAGUCAAAGGCAUGCAUUUAUGAGGUUAGUGUGCUAAUCUGUCAAUGGAAAGGUAUGUCAAGCAUUUUAGGUGGAAUAUAAUGGAACAGAUCUGAUGGCGUGGGUAACUGACAAAUUAGAUGUCUGUUUUUAUUGAUCUGUACUUGUUGUUUUGUACAGAUUCGCAUCCGGGGAUCACUUGGAGAUGAGCAGCUUGUGCAAAAGAGUUACAACCUUCUUGGUGCAGUGUCCCUGAUUCAUCUCGCUCUUCUGCUCGGAGUUCAGCUACAUAACUUUCAACGGAAGCAGGAGGCCCAACAAAAGUUGAAACUCCACCGCCGAAUGUCCUACCAAAGGCAAGCCAGAUACAUUCAUGCAGUUAGCCAUAAAUAGGAAUGGGCUCGCAGCCUUCAUAGGAUAUCUAAUAUGCUGUGACAUCAGUGUAGAAUAUUACUUAUUCUAUGUUCCUAUUUGUAUCAUAGUAGGUAUGGAUGUCUAAUGGGUUAAAAAGAACAGAUGGUAAUUUACUAUGCUGUACCAUGAGAACUCUGGAAUGUGGUAAUUAAAGGGUUUUGUCCUUACAUGGCCAGAGUUAUACUCAAAAGGUCUGACGUCAUUAUGGUCAUAGAUAUAUAGAAUAGUUGACAAAGGACCACAAGGUUGUUCCUGUUGUCUGUUCUCUAACUUUGUAGAUGCUAACUCUCCUUCAGGAGUUCAGCAAUUAACAUCUACCGUUGAACAUCAUUGUUUUAUUAUAUAUCAGUAACUUUAAGAAUAAACCUGGAGAAACCGUUAGUCUGAUGCAUAUUAAGGUUUUGCAAUUAACCCAAGAAGAUGUAUACAUAAGACUUAUUUCAAUCACCCUGGAACAUAUAAAUCAACUUAUUACAGUCUGCACAGGUGGUCCUGGUGUACAAGAAGUAUUGUCUUGUGAUACUUUUAAUGGUUGCUUCAAUUGAAUAAGACUGUACCUUGUUGUAGUGGCAAUAAAAGUGAUAAGUCAGUAAAGGCAGUGUUUGUCCCAAAUUUUUGGGUAGCCUUAUUGCAUAUUUCUGCUUUUUUUUUUUUUUUUAACAGUGCGUACUGAUAACCUCAUCAAACAGCUGGGGUACGCUGUGUAUUGAGUAAAAACUACUUCUAUAAAAACUUGUAAAUUGUUUGAAUUUACUUACCCUGAUGUUAACCUAGACUGUUAAUGAGAUUUGUAAUUUUAAUUGCUCUUUUUUUUUCCCCUAAACGCUAUUUCUUUUGAAAAUGUGGUUCUUAUCCUUCACAGGGCACCAGCACAUGAAAAGACAUACCAGCGGCCUUCAAAAUGCACACUAUGUUUAGGGGCGCGCAGGCACAGCACAGCUACACCAUGUGGCCACUUGUUCUGCUGGGAGUGCAUCACUGAGUGGUGUAACACUAAGGUGAGGACAAGAGGCGACCUAUUCGUAUACAUGUUAUGUUUUAAACCCUUUGCCUACAAUCUUAUUUAGGUUUAGUUUUUUUUUGUGGAUUUCACAGAAUUAUGAUUGCACAGUCUUUAAGCUCAUGUCUCUGUAGAGUGGAGAGGGCGGAAGCCAGAUUGAAGGGGGUCAAGGAGAGAGUUGGAAUUGAGGAAAUGAGACACACUGGUAAAGACGAGUCUUUCCAGAAGCUUUGAGGAAAAAGGGAGCAGGGAUAUGGGACGGUAGUUAGAGGGGGUGGACGGGUCAAGGGAUGGUUUUUUUUAGUAUAGGUACUACAGUGGCAUGUUUAAGGUCAGCAGGGACGAUGCCAGAAGAGAGUGAGCAGUUGAAGAUGUGUGUUAGAGAAGGCAUGAGACAAGAGGAGAGAGAUCUGAUAAGGUGAGAUGGGACAGGAUCGAGCGGGCAUGUGGUGGGGCGAGAGGAGCAAAGAAGAGCAGCCACCUCUUGGUCAGUGGCUGGGGAGAAUGUCUGAAGGGUAGGAAAGGCAUGAUCAAUGUGUGGUUGAGAAACAGAAAGGUAAGGAGGGGAGAAUUCUUUCCUUAGCUGUUCAAUUUUGUCAGUGAAGUAACAUGCAAAGUUAUCAGCAGUAAGGUUGGUUCUGAUCACCACCUCUUAUCGUUUGCUCUCACGUACCCCCUCACCCAACAACCUCCGCCUAACCAGCCUCAACUCAGGAGGGACCUUAAUUCUCUCGAUCUCCAACAGUUGUCAGCUGACAUUGAUUCACAACUGCUGUCCAUCCCUUCCCUAUCCUGUCCUUCACUGGCCAUCUCCAUAUAUAACUCUACUCUUACAUCUGCCUUGAACACUGCAGCGCCACUCCAAACAAGCACCUCAAGGAGGACCCGCCCCCAACCGUGGCAUACUAAAUCAACGCACUACCUGCAAAGAUGCUCCCGGUGUGCUGAACGCUCCUGGAGGAAGUCUCGCACCCAGUCAGACUUUCUCCAUUAUAGAUUCAUACUGUGUUCAUACAGUGCAGCCCUUGCCCUUGCCAAACAGUCCUAUUUUUCCUCUCUCAUUAGUUCAUGUUCCCGCAACCCCAGGCGUCUCUUUGACACCUUUAAUUCUCUUCUUCGCCCCGCUGUGGCCACCCCCCAAACCAACCUUACUGCUGAUAACUUUGCAUGUUACUUCACUGACAAAAUUGAACAGCUAAGGAAAGAAUUCUCCCCUCCUUACCUUUUUUGUUUCUCAACCACACAUUGAUCAUGCCUUUCCUACCCUUCAGACAUUCCCCCAGCCACUGACCAAGAGGUGGCUGCUCUUCUUUGCUCCUCUCGCCCCACCACAUGCCCACUUGAUCCUGUCCCAUCUCACCUUAUCAGAUCUCUCUCCUCUUGUCUCAUGCCUUCUCUAACACACAUCUUCAACUGCUCACUCUCUUCUGGCAUCGUCCCUGCUGACCUUAAACAUGUCACUGUAGUACCUAUACUAAAAAAAACCAUCCCUUGACCCGUCCACCCCCUCUAACUACCGUCCCAUAUCCCUGCUCCCUUUUUCCUCAAAGCUUCUGGAAAGACUCGUCUUUACCCGUGUGUCUCAUUUCCGCAAUUCCAACUCUCUCCUUGACCCCCUUCAAUCUGGCUUCCGCCCUCUCCACUCUACAGAGACUGCCCUUAUCAAAAUUACUAACGACCUAAUCGCAGCUAAAUCCAAAGGCCACUACUCCAUACUAAUUCUUCUUGACCUCUCAGCGGCCUUUGACACCGUUGAUCAUGCUCUCCUUCUUCAAACUCUGCAAUCGCUUGGUCUCUGUGACUCUGUCCUCUCGUGGUUUUCCUCUUAUCUCUCCCAACGCUCAUUCAGUGUCUCUUUUUCUAAUGAUACCUCCUCCCCUCGCCCUGUCUCGGUUGGAGUCCCCCAAGGCUCCGUCCUUGGUCCCCUUCUAUUUUCUCUUUACACUGCCUCUCUUGGCAAACUUAUUACCUCAUUUGGUUUCCACUACCACCUGUACGCUGAUGACACCCAGCUAUAUCUCUCCUCCCCGGACCUCUCCCCUGCUGUCCUGCAACGUGUCACUGCUUGCCUUUCUUCCAUCUCUGACUGGAUGUCCUCCCGCUUUCUGAAACUCAAUCUCUCAAAAACUGAGCUCCUUGUCUUUCCUCCUCCUAAUACUGAUCCUCCUCUUUCGCUCUCCCUUCAAGUAUGUGGUACCAACAUCAGCCCAUCCUUGCAAGCGCGCUGUCUUGGCGUCAUACUUGACUCUGGUCUCACCUUUGAGCCUCACAUCCAGCAUGUUGCCAAAUCCUGUAGAUUCCAUCUUAAAAACAUAGCCCGCAUCCGCCCCUUUCUUGCACCAGAUACUACCAAGGAGCUUGUCCAUGCUCUAAUAAUUUCACGCAUGGAUUAUUGUAACCCUCUCCUGCUUGGUCUUCCCAAAAGCCGUACUGCACCCCUACAGUCUGUAAUGAAUGCUGCUGCUAGACUGAUUUUCCUCUCUAGUCGGUUCUCUCACACCUCACCCCUCUGCCAGUCCUUACAUUGGCUUCCUGUGUGCUAUAGGAGUCAAUUCAAGGCACUAACUCACACCUAUAAAGCACUGAACAACUCUAGCCCCUCUUAUAUCUCCUCACAGAUCCACAGGUAUGUCCCUUCUCGGUCUCUCCGCUCUGCCCGUGACCACCUCCUGUCCGUUGUCCGCACCCGUACGGCCAACUCGCGCUUGCAGGACUUCUCGCGGGCGGCUCCCUUCCUAUGGAAUAGCCUGCCUACCGCCAUCCGACUCUCCCCUAGUCUUGCAUCUUUUAAGAAGUGCCUUAAAACCCAUCUCUUUAGGAAAGCUUAUGGCCUCCAAGACUAACCCCUACCUCACAUACCCGUCUCUUGCCCUCUCCUAAAGGGCAGCCCACCUUAUUUGAUUGUACAUUCCUGUCCUAAUGUGUCUUACACCCCACCUCCUAUAGAAUGUAAGCUCGAUUGAGCAGGGUCCUCUUCAACCUAUUGUUCCUGUAUGUUUAUUUGUAAUUGUCCUAUUUAUAGUUAAAUCCCCUUUCAUAAUAUUGUCAAGCGCUACGGAAUCUGUUGGCGCUAUAUAAAUGGCAAUAAUAAAUAAAUGUCAUGCCCACGUGCUUUGCCAUUCCCUCCAGAGAUACAUUUUACAGCAUGUAUCUAUAUAACAUGUUGAUAUAUAUAUCCUGUAUUAUUGAGUAAAGAUUUGACUCAUAAAAACACACUAUGGUUUCAGAAGAACUGGAGAUGGGUGCUUUUCUUCCCUUUGAGGGUAGAAACAGAGUUAGAUUUUAAAAGGGUACUCUUGGUAAAUAUAAAUUUAUUUUUUUUUUUUUAUUUUUUUUUUAUUUUUUAUGCCUGUGCACAUUUAUCCAAUGUAUCCAUUUUUGUUUGCACUUUAUAAUUCUGUUUAGCAGCUCCUUUGCUUGUAUUCUUUUUAGGAAGUGGGUUGAUGACCAGUUAGAAUGAAAAGUGAUUCUCAGAGAGAAUAAUUUGUUCACUGCUAUCAGUUCUAUGAGCAUGGAGCACAUGAUGUUACUGUCAACAUUCUCAGCACUUUCAACAUGUCCUCCUUGCUUCAACAAAACCCCCUCCUAAAACUGUAAAUUGCUGCCAGUCGUGACAAUUUUUUUUUUUUAAGAAAUCCCACAUUCAAAUCAGUUUCAAGAGCCGGUCAAUGUAUAAGAUACACAGAUGCGCUACCACUGUCCUACCAAUGAUAGGGACCCAAAAGAUUGCCCCAAGGGAAAAAAAGAUCUUGCUUUGUGGUUACUGAACCUUGGAUUAUAAACACUCAUAAUCUGGAUCAACAUUAGGAUAAGCACUUUAGUUAGUACCAAUCCCAUUUUUCGUUUAUAAUUUGGAGAAGGAUCUAUUUUAUCUAAAGAGCUCCCCAUCCCUUACAGUACAGUCCCCAACACAUAUUGUAUGUGUAAGAAUACUGUGCAAUUUCAGUUUAGCCUCCCAGUACAGGACUAUUAUCAUAACUACUUCACAAUCAUAUGACAUGCUGUUUACACUGAAAGGGAUGAGAAAUUCAUUGUGAUUAUGGAUCUACCCUUUUAAGAGUAUAUGAGACCUGUCCAGGGAACCAAAAGGAAGCCUGCACAGUGAUCUCAGAACAAAGCCAAGACAGCCAGAAAAUCAAAGGCUGCCAGCAAGAGGGAACAGUCGUGUUCUAUUAUACUGUGCGUCUCCCUGGGCUGUCCUCUUCCUCUGUUCUGCACACUGGUUGGCUUUCAGUAGUUCAGAUCAGUCCACCAUUUGUACUGUGAAGUGGGAGCCAAUCGGCAACAAAUUCUAUAAGGGGGUGUGGCUUAAAGGCCAGUUAAAGCUGAAGAAAUCUUUAAAACUUUAUUUUUCUCUCUAGGCAAAACCUAAAUAAAUUGACAAUGCAAAUAAAUACAGUAUGUUAGGCCAAAUGUUAUUACCGUAAAUACCAAAUCUCUGCACAUCCUGGCCUGUUUUUGAUGUAUUCCUCUUUGAGACUUUUUGCGUCACAGCGGAUGUCUGCAAACCACACCUUGUCAAAUCUCUUUUCAGCGACCCAAACAUUAUUUUCUCGUCUUUAUAUACUGGACUGGUCAUUGCACCACUCAUGCAUUUUAAGACCCUCUCUUCUUUUGUCUACAGGCUGAAUGUCCAUUAUGCAGAGAGAAGUUUCAUCCGCAAAAACUUGUCUACUUGCGCCAUUAUCGAUGAUCUUCUGGAAUGUGCCACAAGUUCAAGGGCUUCAAGAACUGUCUUCCAAUGCAGUUUUGUUUCUCAGACUUUAGGAGAAUGUGUGUCUUGUAUUCAGUGUGUUCUGAAAAAUUACCUUUGGCCAAAUUAUGAGUUUGUUUACAAAACGUUUGCUGCAAGAUAUUAUUGCCAUAAAGUCUUGCAAUACUGGAGUAUUUCAGUAAUAGAUACAUAUCUAUUCAUUCUGGCUGUGAAGGUUUUUGCAUCGUUCAUGGCUAUACCAGUAUCACGUGACUCUCCAAAUCAAUGAGACACUGGAUUGUAGUGAUUGGUUAGAGUGAUACUGGUUUGCACCUGAGGGCACAGUUUGCAAGUCAAUCACAGUGGGUAGUGUUCUUAGUGUGUUUUUUGCUCCAUGGUUUUUUUUGUUUGUCUUCUCCUUUGCAGUCUCCAAACUUUUAACUGAAGCUCCAUAGUCAUUUCAGUGGUUUGAUACAUUUCAGUGUAGCAACAGAUUCACAAUUAUUCAGAACCUUUAAGCAGGCACUCUUGUCUCCUUGACCAGUUGUGUUUUUGUAGAUGUGCAUAGAGUCUUUGUGUGCUGUCCCUCCAGUUCGUGUUAAACUGUCUUCAAGUGGUUUAGUACAGAUCAGGUGCCUGAAGCCUGGCCCCCCUGCAGCUUGAGUAAUGCGGAAAUGAGCUUCUGCGUUAGCAGUCCAACUUUGGAUUGUAAUGGUAGGCUUAGAGCUGUUUAGCACAGCACUCUCAGACUAUAUUUGCUGUUCAAUAAUAGAGAAAAGGUCCAGGCACUCCAAUAGCUUCAGGCACAAUAAUUAGAACAAAUCUAAUACAGCAAUGUUUCGACCCAAAUUUGGGUCUUUGUCAAGCUACUUCACACCCAACAAUACUGAAAUUUUUAUAGGCAGAAAAUAGCGAAAGAUAUGAUCAAUAAAUUAGUUCAAUGAGAAAAAUAAAAAUAAUUUGCUAAUCCUCUUUGGCACCCACCUUCCUAUCCUAUUUUCUGACUAUAAAACGUCGGUAUUGUUGGGUGUGAAGUAGCUUGACAAAGACCCAAUUUUGGGUUGAAACAUUGCUGUGUUCGUUUUGUUCUAAUAAACGUGCCUGAAGCUAUUGGAGUACCUGGGUCUUUUUCUCUAAUAUUAAAAUUUCCGUUUGGGGGGAUUGUGCUGACCCAUGGUCUGGUUUUACACCCGUAGCCUAUGUGAAUUGAGUGCGGUUCCUAUUUGGUAUAUUUGCUGUCCAGUUGUAAGAAAGCUACUGUGGAAGUUCACUUUUAUUUACAUGAAUGAUUUGUCUACAUAGGAUUUGAGUAAGUGGUGACAAUAAUGAGUUACGGUCCAAAUAGCAGUAAUUUAACGUGUUGACAGAAUUAUAUUGAACUAUAAAUUAAUACUACACGUAAACACAGUCACAGCGCGUUUGGUGUUUUUUUUGGUUUUUUUUUAAAACAUCUUGUUUGUCUCUUUUUGUUUAUUCAGCUAAUAGCCAUAUCGUUUAUAUUUGAAGCUGAAUUGAAAUUACUGCACUAAAAAACAUGCAAUAACAAGGAAUUACUGAUGUUCUACAUGAAUGGGCAUAUUUUCUUUUUUUUUUUUAAAUGUUCUAUUUUUGAGAUUUCCUUUGCAGUUUUGUAGCUGUAUACACUCUUCGAUGAUAUCCCUGCAUUCCUAAAGCAGAUUUGUCAUGUAUAUUUUUUCCACAAUACAGUGAUUCUAACAUUCAUUGUGUGUAAUUUGAGCAUCAGACAACUGGAGUUAUAUAACAAAGGUACCAGCCAAUAGUUUUCCAGAAAGAGAGGCCCAUAUGAAUUAAUAGUACCUGUUUACAUAACUUUUAUAGUGGCACAUAUUAUAUAGAAUAAUACAUCAAGACUAUAACAAGAUUUUUAUUGUGCAACAAAAUACAUGACAGAUCUGUUCUAAAAUAGUAGCCUCUCAGGGGUGUGGAAAUCUUAAAAUCUACAGGACUGUCUACAUGUCAUGACAGACCAUAUUAUAUGGGGGCCCUUGCCUAGAGUCCUAGACAUAGACCAGGUUAUUGUCUAAAAUCUAAAUUAAAUCUAUAAAAAAAUUGAGAAGGACAAACAUUGAUCUGGAAAAAACAUUUUACCUCUGUUUUUUGUAAAAAAUAAAUUGAUUUAAUGGAAUGCUUUGCACACCAUAACAACUUAAUGUUAAUUAAGGUUUUAUGGUGCACGGAUAUUCUGGGCACAGUAUUACCUUAAAGGCAACCCCUAUUACAGCUUACCGCUGUCAUCACAACCUGGGAAAUAAACCACGCAUACAUGGUUUAACCCCCUAAAGGACAACAGUCACCCCAAACUUUUUUUAAAAUAUAAUGAUCCUUUCAUAAAGUUUUGAAAGUAAAUCGAUUCUAGGUUAAAUUAAGUAUAUGUAAAACAAUAAAAAUGAGAAACUCAUCCUUACUAUUAGAAUAUGAUGUGAUCCAUCAGCCAUAUACAUACAUACGUCUUCGGUCAGACGGUGUUUGAAAAGCUCCUUAUAGUUACUAUGGUCUUCCCUACUUCAUUCCUUGUGCAAUGACAACAUCAGACCCAAUAAUGAUCACAUUCAUUAUUUUAUUUUUUUCGUAUACUUCUUUUAGCAAAGAAUAAAUUUCCUUUCAAAACUUGAUCAAAUGGUCAUUAUAUUAAAAUAUAAUGACAGUUAUAUUUUAAGGUAAUACAGUGACUAUAGUGUUCCUUUAGUUUGUGAAAACUAGCUUUUUACUGAAUAACCCUAAGUGUCUCACUCUUAGUCUCUCUUCCUCUGCUGUCCUGUAGUGGCUUGUGUAAAGUGUGUUCUGUUUUGCCCCCACCCCCAUGCCCAGCAGAAAUUUCUGCAGAAAGGGGGUGGGCGGGGGGGGAGGGAGACAAAGCACACGUCCACACCCACAAUGUGUGCUAUGGUCCUGGUGGUCAAGUGUGAGUGCAUAUGGCCUGUGCCUAUGCCUGGUGCAGACCACUAUAAUUGCUCCUUCCGUGAUUCAGAGUGCAGCUGUCUAGACUCCCAGUCUGAUCUCUGACUCAUUACUAAUCGCCAGACUGCAAGGAAGCAAUUACUGUGGUCUGCAUAGGCUGGAGGUGCAGACCAUAUGCUCUUUGCUAUGGCCAAAUCCUCCAUAGGCUCCACUUGCUUGUGGCAGGGCUAAAAGCUAAAGAAAAUAAAUCUGCCGGUGUCCUGAGCAUCAGGCAAUAGAUGAAGCAGAGUUGAAUUUCUGUCUGGAAAACCCAUAGCUUUGCAAUGUUUCUCAAUGAAGCAUAUUGCAUUCCAGGAAACUGAAAACAUUGCUGCAUGAUCGCAUCUAUAGUUCCAUUUAUUUAACAAUAAAGAUAUCAGCUUGUGCAGCAUUUACAUUUGACAUGUUCUGCUGUCAAGUGCUAAACUACAGCCCCCAUCAAUCUCUGCUUCAUGCUCUCUGAAAGGGAAUAGAAUUAGCUGAGAGGCAUCAGCUACCUUCUAAUCUGGCUGUAGGAGGUCGCUGUAGGCAGCUGCAAUAUUCUUUAUUAUACCUUUAACUAGCGCUUUAACUACAUCUGUAAUGAUGAAAUAGAAAAGUUAGUGUAUGGAUGGUGGGCAGAAUAAACUGACCCUAAGGAGUGGAAACAAAUGGAUAGAAAAGGGAUAAAAAUAGACAGGCAGGGGAUCUCUACUAGUAAAAGAGAGACCCCAUAAAAGCUAAAAGAAAUAAAUGAAUAAUAGUAGGUAACAAAAGCCUACACGUACUAGGAGAUCUUACCGGAUAAUACAAAUUAAAAAACUCUAAAAUAUAAUAUCGAAACCACUUGUAAAUGCAUGAAUUACUAAAAUAGUAAAAUGUAUAAAAACCUGGUUGUAAUAUACAUAAAU